UUUAAUUGGCAUUUAAUCGGAUUAGAUUAGCAUAAGACCCUAAUCACCCCCCAUUUAGGGUCUAACACGAUGGUGAGAGGCUUAAACCAAACCUUAAUAUAAAGGCCAUGAAUGCCUUAAUUUGUAGACUAACCCCCAAUGAAUACAAUAGGGUUUCCACAUGUGCAACCGCAUACGAAAUUUAGGAAAAAUUGUGCAUCACUCAUGAAGGAACCCCCAAAGUUAAGGAGUCCAAAAUUAGUGGCCUCAUGCAUGAUUAUGAAUUGUUUAAAAUGCUUCCAAAUGAAUCUAUUGAUGCUAUGUUUUCUCAAUUUACUAACAUCAAAAAUGAAUUGCAUGGCCUUGAUAAGGUGUUGACGAACCAAGAGAUGAACUACAAAAUUCUUCGUUCUUUGACGCCGGUGUGGGAGCCCAAAGCUACGGCUAUCGAGGAAGCUCAUGAUCUUACAACACUUACUCUUGAUGGUCUCAUCAGUAAGCUCAAGGUCCAUGAGAAGAAGAUCAAGGAGAAGGAGGAAGUGCCCCCAAAGGCAACAGAGGAACCAUCUCAAAAAAUAAAAACUAUUGCGCUCAAAGGAGCAAUUGAUGACUCAUCCUCCUCGGAUAGUAAAGUUGAGGUAAAUGCUUCGAAUGCAAUGAACCGAGACACUUAGCUAAGGAUUAUCCCAAGCUUAAGGAGAAGUACUUGAAGUACAAUAAGAAGAAGGCUAUGUACGCCGGAUGGGAUGAAUUCAAACCAAGUGAUUCGUAUAGCGAUGAUGAGGGUACCAAGAUUGCUCUUCAUGACCUAAACAUUUGUUUCAUGGCUCAUGAAGAUGAUGUAUAAUCCAAAACCGAAA
Asparagus officinalis (garden asparagus) is the source of this 839-nucleotide messenger RNA. RefSeq lists its product as uncharacterized. The transcript is spliced from 2 exons. Bases 249 to 653 code for a protein of 134 amino acids. Lineage: Eukaryota; Viridiplantae; Streptophyta; Magnoliopsida; Asparagales; Asparagaceae. The record is from RefSeq and is a predicted model, not a curated record.